Molecule: messenger RNA, 658 nt
Organism: Cornus florida
Lineage: Eukaryota; Viridiplantae; Streptophyta; Magnoliopsida; Cornales; Cornaceae
Product: GDSL esterase/lipase LIP-4-like
Exons: 3
Coding region: 1-570 (189 amino acids)
Molecular function (GO): hydrolase activity, acting on ester bonds
Source: RefSeq, a predicted model, not a curated record
AUGUGUAAAUCAUAUAAUGUGAAAGAAACAGAGCAAAGCUACUUUUUCCAAUAUGUUUCAAAGUUGGCCAUAUAUGAUGAAGGUGGCCGGAAUUUCUGGGUCCACAACACUGGGCCAUUGGGUUGUCUCCCUCAAAAGCUUUCUUUAGCUCAAAAGAGUCCCAAAGAUCUUGAUCCCCAUGGAUGUCUUUCGAGCUAUAAUGCAGCUGCAGGAGUUUUUAAUGAAGGACUACGCCAAUUAUGCCAAGAAAUGAGAUUUGAAAUGAAGGAUGCUAUGAUUGUCUAUGUAGAUAUAUAUGCCAUCAAGUAUGAUCUAAUUGCCAACUCUAGCAAAUACGGUUUCUCAAAUCCACUAAUGGCGUGUUGCGGCUAUGGAGGACCACCAUACAACUAUAACAUUCAGGUAACGUGUGGUCGGACUGGCUACCAAGUCUGCAACUUGGGAUCUCGAUAUAUAAGUUGGGAUGGAAUCCAUUACAGCGAAGCAGCGAACACCUUUAUAGCCUCCAAAAUACUUUCCAUGGCCUAUUCAACACCCAGCGUCGCAUUUGAUUUCUUUUGCCUUGCAUGAUUGUUCGUCAAGACAUUUUGGUAUCAUUAUUUAAUUUGUUGCAAAAAUGCAUGAUGAAAUGUUUACGAAAAUGGAACUGUUUAGGGUU